Hibiscus syriacus is the source of this 720-nucleotide messenger RNA. Its product is annotated as putative pentatricopeptide repeat-containing protein At1g74580. The transcript is spliced from 3 exons. Bases 1 to 720 code for a protein of 239 amino acids. NCBI's taxonomy places the organism in Eukaryota, Viridiplantae, Streptophyta, Magnoliopsida, Malvales, Malvaceae. The record is from RefSeq and is a predicted model, not a curated record. Gene Ontology annotation, molecular function: protein binding.
AUGAAGCAGCAUGCAGAUCAAAAACGAUCAGAGAGGUUUUUUGUUAUUGGGGAUAUGGUUUACCUGAAAUUACAGUCGUACCAGAAAACUUCACUUACCCUACGAAAAAACCUGAAAUUGGCAACCAAAUUUUAUGGGCUAUACAAAAUUCUGGAAAAAAUAGGAGCAGUGGCUUAUCGAUUGGACUUACCAGAAUCAUCGCGACUGCACCCACUAUUCCAUGUGAGCCUCUUGAAGAAAUUCAUUGGGGAAUCAUCCACUUCAGCAACAUAUCCUCCUGCAGUAGAUGAAGAAGGACAGCUGAGAAGGUUGUUGCUGAGGAGGAGGACCAUGGUUAAGGGUUCAUGUGAGGCAAGGGACCAAGAGGUGAGCGCGUCAUUAUUGGGGUCGUCAUUUUCGACGUGUGAGAAACUCAAGGGCUCGCCAGCAGGAGGCAAAAAGUCUUCGAAUGAAAUGGUGGAUAAUGGUAUUUUACUUGAUGUUUUCACGUAUGGUAUAUUGAUCGAUUCACAUUGCAAGCAAGGGAUGAUUCCCAAAGCUAUAGAUAUGGUUGGCACAAUGAGAAAGCAAGGCAUUGAGCCUGAUGUUGUCACAAAUUCUGCAUUGAUCGAUGCACAUUGCAAGGAAGGGAUGGCUGCUAAAGCUGAGCAAAUUAUUGACAAAAUGAUAAAGCGAGGCAUUGAGCCUGAUGUCUUUAUCUACACUGCAUUAAUAAAAUAG